Polyodon spathula (Mississippi paddlefish) is the source of this 2006-nucleotide messenger RNA. RefSeq names its product RIO kinase 1 (yeast) (gene riok1). The record is from RefSeq and is a predicted model, not a curated record. The transcript has 17 exons. Gene Ontology annotation, molecular function: ATP binding; protein serine/threonine kinase activity. The coding region runs from base 115 to 1809 and encodes 564 amino acids. Gene Ontology annotation, cellular component: cytosol; preribosome, small subunit precursor. Gene Ontology annotation, biological process: maturation of SSU-rRNA. NCBI's taxonomy places the organism in Eukaryota, Metazoa, Chordata, Actinopteri, Acipenseriformes, Polyodontidae.
AGCACCCGUAACUAGGAUUGGGCACACAUAACCACGUUUAAUGUAGUUUUGCAGCGCCUGUUGCUCAAGUAGAAAUCGGUAGUACGAAAUAUUGAUAAUAAAUUAGUGGCUAGUAUGGCAAAUGAAGGGUUAUUGCUAAGUACGAUCGUUUCGGGGCAGUUUGAAGAUGCUGAUGUGUCUGACAGUGCGGACCACAGUCCUGGUCAGAAAUCUGUUCCUGUGACAGCAGUGGAAAGGAAAGUGGAGAAUCUCAGUUUAACAACUCCAGGGGAAGAUGGAGCUGACAGUGAAAGUGAGGAGGAGGAGGAGGAAGACUGGGACUGGGAUGAUGCUGGGGGAGACCUCACCAAACGCUACACAGCUUCCAGGGGAAACCACCAGCAGGCAAACCGACAGAAUCCCAGUAAUAAAACUUUGAAGAUGUCCACUCCUACAGACAAGGUCUUAAGAAAAUUUGAGCAUAAAAUCAAUCUAGAUAAACUAAAUUAUGCUGACUCUGUAAUAAAUCGAGUAACAGGAAAGUCAAGACAAAGAGAAGCGGAACUGUAUCGAGUUAAGGACAAGUCAGACAGAGCCACAGUGGAACAGGUUUUGGAUCCAAGAACUCGGAUGAUUCUCUUCAAAAUGCUGAGCAGAGGGGUCAUAUCAGAAAUCAAUGGUUGCAUAAGUACUGGCAAGGAGGCCAACGUUUACCAUGCUACCACAGCACAGGGGGAAAGCAGAGCCUUAAAGAUCUAUAAAACCUCCAUUUUGAUCUUUAAAGAUCGGGAUAAAUAUGUCAGUGGUGAGUUUAGAUUUCGUCAUGGUUACUGUAAAGGAAAUCCAAGAAAAAUGGUCAGAACCUGGGCUGAGAAAGAAAUGAGGAACUUGAUUAGGCUGCAAACAGCAAAAAUACCCUGUCCAGAACCCAUUAUGUUGAGAGGUCACGUUCUUGUCAUGGCAUUCAUUGGCAAGAAUGAAAUGCCUGCUCCACUGUUAAGGAAUGCACAACUGUCAGAGUCCAAAUCCCGGGAGCUAUACCUGCAGGUGAUUCAGUACAUGAGGAGAAUGUAUCAGGAUGCAAGGCUGGUCCAUGCGGAUCUCAGUGAAUUCAAUCUGCUGUACCACAAUGGAGAAGUUUUAAUUAUUGAUGUAUCCCAGUCUGUGGAGCACGACCAUCCACAUGCAUUGGAGUUUCUUCGGAAGGACUGUGCUAACAUUAAUGCCUUCUUCUGGAAGCAUGAAGUUCCAGUGAUGACAGUACGGGAGCUCUUUGAGUUUGUAACAGACCCUUCAAUCACAAGUGAAAACAUCGAUGAAUAUUUGGAAAAGGCAAUGAAGGAAGCUGCUGAUAGAACAGCGGAGGAAAGAUCCAAUCGGGAUAAAGUAGAUGAUGAGGUGUUUAAGAAUGCCUACAUUCCAAGAACGCUGACUGAAGUAACAAAUUAUGAGAGGGAUGUCGACAUCAUGAUGAACAUGAAAGAGGAUACAGUCUUGAAUGUACAGCAUGAUAAUAUCCUGUAUCAGACAGUGACAGGACUAAGGAAGGAUUUGUCUGGAGUACAAAAGGUGCCUGCUCUUCUGGAAAGCACAGCAAACAGAGAUGAGAACUCCAGCUCUGCGGGUGAAGAGAGCUCAGAGUCUGGGUCGGAAGAGGAAGACGAAGAGCAGGGGUUGCAUCCCAAAGACAUAGAACAGCAGCCUGAUUUGGACAAGAAGGAACGGAAAAAGGUGGCAAAAGAAGCACAGAGGGAGAAAAGGAAAAACAAGAUGCCGAAACAUGUCAAGAAACGAAAAGAGAAGGUGGUGAAAAUGAAAAAGGGCAAAUAAGACAUUGGGACUUGGAAGGAUAAACUUUUACUAGCAGUGAAGCUACAUGUGCAGAGGCGGUCACUUAUAAUGUAUAAUUAAAGGAGAGAUCAUUACCAUGGGGUACUUUGAGCAAGUUCCAUUGAGCGCUGUAUUCUAAUGCUAUAACUAAACGCAGUAAACCAGUGGCAAGGAAUUAAAGAAUAUUGAAAGGAGAA